Boleophthalmus pectinirostris (great blue-spotted mudskipper) is the source of this 3549-nucleotide messenger RNA. It is a transcript of the gene grip2b, whose product is annotated as glutamate receptor interacting protein 2b. Gene Ontology annotation, biological process: neurotransmitter receptor transport, endosome to postsynaptic membrane. The record is from RefSeq and is a predicted model, not a curated record. The coding region runs from base 1 to 3549 and encodes 1182 amino acids. Lineage: Eukaryota; Metazoa; Chordata; Actinopteri; Gobiiformes; Gobiidae. The transcript is spliced from 25 exons. Gene Ontology annotation, molecular function: protein binding.
AUGGACAAAGUGGAGCGAGUGAUGAAACUGGUGAAGAGGAUGUCUCCGAGGAAGAGGAGGAGAGUGGGAGGACAAGGAGAAGCGGAGAGCCCGGACACACUGUGCGACGAGCUGUGCCGUUUCAGUCUCUGCAUCAGCGAUGAUGGACCGUAUGGAAAAACCAAGGACAUCACAGAGCACACGCUGUCCCCCAGAAGACACAGCAUACCAGAAGCUUUGCGGGGGGUGACUCUGGUGGAGCUGGUGAAGAAGGAGGGCAGCACUCUGGGACUCACCAUCUCCGGGGGCACGGACAAGGACGGCAAACCCCGAGUGUCCAACCUCCGACCGGGCGGGCUGGCAGCCAGAAGUGAUCAGCUAAACAUCGGCGAUUACAUAAAGUCUGUGAACGGGAUAAACUUGACAAAACUCCGGCACGAGGAGAUCAUCAGUUUGUUAAAGAACGUGGGAGAGAGAGUGCUGCUGGAGGUGGAGUAUGAACUGCCCCCUACAGCGCCGGACAGCAGCUCAGGGCUCAUCUCAAAGACAAUCGACAUCUGUUUGCACAAAGAAGGCAGCAGCUUCGGCUUCGUCCUCCGAGGUGGAACUCAUGAAGACUGGCACAAAACUCGCCCCCUGGUGGUCACUUAUGUCAGACCAGGAGGGCCAGCAGACAGGGAGGGCACUCUGCGACCCGGAGACCGUCUCCUCAGUGUGGACGGUGUCCCUCUUCACUCGUGCUCUCACGGUGAGGCCCUCAGCGUUCUGGCUCAGUGUGGACAGGAGGCGCUGUUCCAGGUGGAGUACGACAUCACCAUCAUGGACACAAUGUCGAACGCGUCCGGUCCGUUGCUGGUGGAGAUCGCCAAGUCGCCGGGGGCAACGCUGGGCAUCACGCUAACGUCAGCCGCGCACAGAAACAAACAGGUCAUCAUCAUCGACAGGGUCAAAGCAGGAAGUGUGGUGGACAGGUGCGGGGCCCUUCACCCGGGGGACCACCUCCUCUCCAUCGACGGCACGUCCACAGAACACUGCUCUGUCCUGGAGGCCACACAGCUCCUGUCCAGCACCACAGAGCUCGUCAAACUGGAGAUCCUGCCCUCACAGCACUCCAGACUCUCCAACAAGCACCACGACACAGUGAAGGUGCAUAAGUCGGACCACCCUCACUCGUGGGACCCCUGUGUGAACUUCUGUCACCCCCAGAACCCCAGCUCCAUGCACAACCCCAGCUCCACCCUCACCAAGACCUGGACGCCCUCCAACAACAACACCAUCCACGCCAUCGACUACUGCAAAUCCCUGGUCUCUGCAAACUUCUCGUCCGGCUCCACCACCACCUCCUCCUCUGGACCGGGCAGUCAGAGCUCCAGCACCCUGCCCCGGACUACAGUUCCCAUGAGCCCUCGCAACUCCCUGCUCAAGAGGAGGCAGAGGAAGAAGGAGCACAAGAGUUCAUUGUCCCUGUCGUCCAGUUCGGUGGGCCCGGGGGGACAGGUGGUGCACGUGGAGACCAGUGAGGUGGUCCUGACCGGAGACCCUCUCAACGGGUUUGGGGUUCAACUCCAGGGAGGGAUCUUCGCCACCGAGACCCUGUCUGCCCCUCCGCUCAUCAGGUUUAUAGAGCCGGACAGCUCCGCAGAACGGUGUGGUCUUCUCCAGGUGGGGGACAGGCUCUUGUCCAUAAACGGCAUCCCCACGGAGGACGGGACGCUGGAGGAGGCCAACCAGCUGCUCCGAGACGCUGCUCUCACCAACAAAGUCACACUGGAGAUAGAGUUCGAUGUAGCGGAGUCUGUGGUCCCGAGCAGUGGAACUUUUCACGUGAAGCUGCCCAAGAAACGAGGCGUGGAGCUCGGCAUCACCAUUAGCGCCAGCAAGAAACAAGGAGAGCCCCUCAUCAUCUCAGACAUCAAGAAAGGCAGCAUGGCACACAGAACAGGGACCCUGGAGCCCGGGGACAAACUCUUGGCCAUAGACAACAUUCGUCUGGAGAACUGCUCCAGGGAGGACGCCGAGCAGAUCCUGCAGCAGUGUGAGGAGCUGGUCAAACUCAAGAUACGCAAGGACGAGGACAACUCCGAUGAGCAGGAGACCUCGGGCAGCAUCAUCUACACGGUGGAGCUGAAGAGGUACGGAGGUCCUCUGGGCAUCACCAUCUCAGGCACAGAGGAGCCCUUUGACCCCAUCACCAUAUCUGGACUCACCAGGAGAGGACUGGCUGAGAGGACGGGGGCGAUCCACGUGGGAGACCGGAUCUUGGCCAUAAACAGUGUGAGUCUGAAGGGAAAACCUCUGAGUGAAGCCAUCCACCUGCUGCAGAUGGCGGGAGAGACGGUCACGCUCAAGAUCAAGAAGCAGCUACACAAUCUGGAGGAGAGGAAGGACAGCCGCUCGGAGAUGGGGGACACCACAGAGAACGAGCUGAGUGACCCUGAAGACGACCUGACUGACAGCCUGAACACAAACAAACUCUCCCCCCUCUACUCCACCGCUGUGCCCAGUGUGGACUCCACCACCGUGCCCAGUGUGGACUCUGCCAUGGACUCGUGGGACGGGUCAGGUCUGGACCAGGUCUUCAGCAGCCAAGGUCCAUACAAUCAGCAGGGGGCAGGGAUCGCCCUCCACCCUCACGAAUGGCGCAGCGCUAAACAGAGCCGCGGUAACACGCCCCCUCCUGGACGAAGGAAGAACUACCCUUUCGGUGACGGAGGCUUCAGUGAAGACGACUGGGACAAAGCUCCAGGCUUCCUGAACCCCCCUGAUGGGCUGAUGGUGGACCCUGAGGACAGCUUCUGGUGUCAGGCUCUGGAGGACCUAGAGACGUGUGGACAGUCUGAGCUGCUGCGAGAGAUCGAGGCGUCCAUAAUGACCGGCUCAGCCAUCAGUUUAGGAGUGGAGGGGAACAAGGCUCCUCCUGAGCCUGUGCUCAGCCACAGCAGGAUGAGUCCUCUGAGGAGGAACUCUCUGCUCCACCAGGGGGCGCUGCUGCACCUGCAUGACCAGACCCACCUACACGACCAGGCCCACCUGCUCCAGGAAGACCAGCUGCACCAAGAUGGCUUGCUCUCGGACCCUCUGUACCUGCAGGACGGGCUGCUCCACCAGGGGGCGCACCUGCGUCAGGAGGCCCAGUCUCCACUGCACUUCCAAGACCCUAAAGCCAAGGCGUCGCUCCGAGUGUCCGAGCGCACCUGGGAGUCCCGCCGGAUCAAAGAGGAAAUGCAGGGGAUCAUCUCCCCCACUCCACUCGAACUGCACAAAGUGACAGUGAUAAAGGACCCGGAGAGCGAUGACUUCGGCUUCAGCGUGUCUGAUGGUUUUUUGGAGAAGGGAGUUUACGUGAACAUGAUCCGAGAGGACGGCCCGGCGGACAGAUCGGGACUCAGACCGUACGACCGCAUUCUACAGGUGAACCACGUGCGAACUCGAGACUUUGACUGCUGCCUGGCCGUCCCUCUCAUCACCGAGGCCGGGGACAGACUGGAGCUGGUCAUCAGCAGAAACCCCAUGAGCUGUGAGGACCACGAGGACAAUAACAACACCCUACAGCGCCCCCUAGACCUGUAA